This is a messenger RNA of Babjeviella inositovora NRRL Y-12698, 1907 nucleotides long. RefSeq lists its product as uncharacterized. The transcript has a single exon. The record is from RefSeq and is a predicted model, not a curated record. NCBI's taxonomy places the organism in Eukaryota, Fungi, Ascomycota, Pichiomycetes, Serinales. Gene Ontology annotation, cellular component: nucleus; CAF-1 complex. Bases 34 to 1668 code for a protein of 544 amino acids. Gene Ontology annotation, biological process: nucleosome assembly.
CCUCCUCCCCAAAGACUUUCCAGGCAGCACAUUAUGGCUCAAUCCAUUGUAUCCAUGAUGAAAAAUGCAGGCGGCCCACCAGCAUCCGAUUCGGUGGUAAUCGACAUCACUGCCUCGUCUCCGGUAGAGAUCGGUCCCCCCUCGCCGGUUGACGUCACGCCCUCAGAUUCUCACACGAUGCCAGAUCUGAGUCUCCCCCUAACUCCGGAAGAGAAGCAGCAGAAAAAGAACGCUGAACAGACAGAGAAGGAUCUCAAGUUGAAGCAAAAGGAAACCGAACGGAAGCGGAAGCUCUCGAUACGCGACAGCGAGCGGGAGGCCAAAAGACGCAAGUUGGAGGAGGAAAAGGAAGCACGGCGCCUCAAGUUUGAGGAGGACAAAAAGCUCCGGGAGCAAAAAAAGGAGGAGGAGCGGUUGAAAAGGAUUGCCGAUCGUGAGCAGAAGGAACGCGAGCGGUUGGAAAGAAAGCGGGCUCUAGAAGAAGAGAAGGAGACAAAAAAACGAUUAAUAGAAGAGGAAAAGGAGAACAAACGGCGCAAGGUCGAGGAGGAGCGAAAGCGGAAGGAAGAGGCCAAGCUCAGAGCUGAGGAGGACAAACGUAAGGCCGAAGAAACAGCCUCCAGGAAACAGCUGCGGAUUGCCAGUUUCUUCACUGUCACGAAACCAAAACAACAGGCGGAAGCGGAAUCCGACUACCAAAAAACAUUUCUUCCAUUUUAUCUCAAGGAGAACUGUUACUUACCCGCCUCUGGGCAGCUUCCGGCGCUGAGAUUGGCGGACUCCAAACGAGAACUUGAUACAGGCGCCCUGUCGCUGUUGGCAGACUUCUUUCGAGGCUCCAAGCAGUGCCAUUCUCGUAUCCCCGAACGAGCCACACCUCGGGAGAUCAUUCAGCUCAUGAACACAUCUCAAAACGUCUCGUCUAUGCUAGCCCUGUUGCCUGUGAAGGUUUUGUGUUUCUAUGAAAACGUGGGCCCACCAUACUUGGGAACGUUUUCAAAGCCGAUCCCCGUGGCGUACAAGCGGACGCCAUUUUUUACCGAAGGGACAGAUUUUGACUACGAUUACGACUCAGACAUGGAGUGGGAACUUGAAAACGAGGACGGUGAAGGAGAAGACCUAGGGGAGGAUGAGGACGAUAUCAGUGAUAACGAUCCGGGAACCGACUCGGAUAUGGAUGAUUUUGUGGAUGAAAACGACGCUGAAGGCAGGCUAGUGAAACGCAAGAUCAUUGGACCGUUGGUUCCGGUGGUUGAGUGGAAUCAAGGCACCCUCGAAGAGCUACAGUAUGAGGGUUUGAGCCUCGCCGUGGACUUCCCCAUAAAUCCAUUCAGAGACUACUGGAAGAAGCCUGAGGUCCCAGACGUCUCGCCCAACCGAGAAGUGACGCCUAGAACUCCGACAUUAUUGACUCCACUGAAGAAGCCGAAGCCGAUGAUCACCGAGACAAAGGACUUGGUGGCAUUGUGCGGGUUUAUCGAGGCAAAUAACGAUUUCACCAUCGGCACGCUCUGUGAGCUUGCCAAGAAGCAGUUCGGGAACUAUUCAAAGGUGGUUAUCAAGAAUACCAUUGAUAGUAUAGCGACGAAGGUGAAGAACUCGGAGCGCAAGUGGGAGAUUGACGAAGCGUAUCUCAAGAAGCUCCACGUGGUGCCGGAGAGUACGUAGGCUUGGUUUAUGAUAUUAUGGAGCUAUGGCUGGAAUUCAUGGAUAUAUUAAUGAAAAGCUAAGGAUGUAGCCGUAGUGAUUAUCUGAGCUAUGGGGCAGUAACGUGAUUAUGCAUCGAGAACCAAUAUGUUGAGCUGUAGUGGAAUUUCAUCGCCGGCUUAUAAGUUGAAAAAUCUUGAGAGUGUUUGUGAUGAAGCUGAUUCUUACUCAUGUGGCGGUGGAAGGGUCGUGUCAAUAAU